Columba livia (rock pigeon) is the source of this 6303-nucleotide messenger RNA. RefSeq names its product dermatan sulfate epimerase like (gene DSEL). The record is from RefSeq and is a predicted model, not a curated record. The transcript has 2 exons. Lineage: Eukaryota; Metazoa; Chordata; Aves; Columbiformes; Columbidae. Gene Ontology annotation, molecular function: sulfotransferase activity; chondroitin-glucuronate 5-epimerase activity. The coding region runs from base 1525 to 5175 and encodes 1216 amino acids.
GCGCCCGCCGCGCUCCAUUCCUCUCCGCUCCGCCGGCAGCUCUCGGCCGAGGCGUAGUGGCGGCGGUGGCACCCACGGCCAGGAGCGGGGCUGGGAGCGCUGGCUAGCUCACGCAGUCGCAGGGAAGAGAAGCGGUGGGGAGCGCUGUGGCGGGGCCCGCAGCCCGCCCACCUCUGGAGCACGAGCGCGGAGAAUCGGCACAUCCCUAUUCCGCCGGGGGCGGCUCUGCCAACCCCCCCGCCAUCUCCCCUCCUUCCCUUUCUCCCUCCCUCUUUCCCUGCCCGCCCCUCCGCAGCGACAUCCCUGCGAGUUUGCUUCGGUGCCCGCGCCCGUCGCUGGUGGCCCGUCGCCGCAUCUCCCACGCCAUCAACUCUGGGGAGCCGCCGGCGGAGGGCAGGGACCCGAAGUUACGGCCAGCCCUGGUGAAAAGUAGCGAUAACGCGGAAGGGGCCGGAGGCGAGCAGAGCCGGCGCAGCGCACCGCCAUCCGCAGCCCCGCCGGCCGGAGGCUGGCUCCACGCCCCGGGCCGCGCUUGCCGGGGCAGAGCGACGCGUCGUCGCGGCAGCUGCUGGCCACCCCGACCCCCGCCGGACCAGUUGCGAAAAGAACCAACAUGCAAAGUGGAAGUUCACCUGAAACUGCUCUUUUAACAAAGAAAUAUUGGCUUUCUGCCUCUUUCACAUGUUUUCCUUUUGCUUUGUAAUGCGAGGAGCAGGAUUAUCUGAAUCAUUGAGGCAAAAUUUGAGCAUCAUUGGCUGAAGAUAAGAUGAAAGAAGACUUGAAACUAUGUCUUUUACAAGCUGAAGGGGAUUAGUGGUUAAAAGCACUGAAAUUUCAACAAAAAGAGCUAAUGAAGGGUCUAUGUUGAUUUUUCUUCAUUUUUUCCCCUUCCCACUCUCCCAUGAGUCCCAGAAGAGAAAGAUGGAAAGAGCAUGUAUACAAAUUCAUAUAAGGGAAAUGCUGAAGACAGUUUUGGAGUUUGUUUUCCAAGUGCUGUAAAUCCCCUAUUUAAUCAAAUACAACACAUUGUUCUGGAUAAAGUAUAUUGUUUUGUGAUCAGUGAAGUUUUUUUCAGCUCUAGAAGUGGAAUUUGACCUGAUUGGAAGCUUUUAAAAAAGUAAAUGCAUUACUCUGAUUCCUUUUUUCAAGAUGAGUUUUUCAAGUUACGAAGAGUGUUUCAGUCUCUUACUGUGCAGUGUCAACCUGUGUUUUAUAUGCAUAUCUUAGAUAUUUUACUUUUUCACUUGUUUUAGUAUUUAUGCUGUAGUGUUGUGUUUGAGAAAAGUGUGAAAAGACAAGGCACCUGAGAUGUAAGUUUUCAAGAGCCUUGUUAUUACAAUGUUGUAGCUCAGAUUACAUGGGAUCUGAGUAUCAGUUACAAUGCACACUACACACUAAGUCUUUUCUCCUUAAAAUAUGCCUUAAGAUGUUCAUUUUUAUACUAACUGGAUCAAAAUUUGGUAUCUGAACUUCGUGUUUUGUUAGAAGAUGCAUGCCUGGAGAAGAGGAGCUGUCUAAUGGAUCAUGGCUCUGAUGUUCACAGGACAUACUUUAUUUCUAGCAUUAAUGAUGUUUGCUGGCUUCACUUUUGAAGAAUCUGUAAGUAAUUAUUCUGAUUGGGUGACUUUCAUAGAAAAUGUAGAUCAAUAUGAAAAACAGCAACUUGAAGGUCUUAGUGCAGAGCAGAAGUUGAAAAAAGUAGUUCUUCACCCAAGCUUGUAUUUUGAUGCUGAAGACGUCCAGGCACUGAGGCAGAAGGCUCAUACAAGCCAUUUGCAUCUAUUUAGAGCUAUCAGAAGUGCGGUGAUGGUUAUGCUAUCCAAUCCAUUAUACUACCUACCUCCACCCAAGCACGUUGAUUUUGCUGCGAAGUGGAAUGAGAUUUAUGGUAACAACCUGCCGCCUCUAGCAUUUUAUUGUUUGCUGUGCCCCGAAGAUAAAGCUGCACUUGAUUUUGCCCUAGAAUAUAUGGAUAGAAUGGCUGGCUACAAAAACUGGUUGGUUGAGAACGCUCCUGGAGAUGAAGUGCCACUUGGUCACUCCUUAACAGGAUUUGCAACUGCUUUUGACUUCUUGUAUAAUUCACUGGAAAAUGAGAGACGGCAAAAAUACCUAGAGAAGAUAUGGUCUGUAAGCGAGGAAAUGUAUGAGUACUCAAAGGUUCGUUCCUGGGGAAAGCAGCUUCUCCAUAAUCACCAAGCAACCAAUAUGCUUGCUUUGCUUGUUGGGGCUUUAGUUGCAGGGGUGGACAAAGGAUCUCAGGCAAAUAUUUGGAAACACACUGUUGUUGAUGUGAUGGAGAAAACAAUGUUUCUGCUCAAUCAUAUAGUAGAUGGGUCUUUGGAUGAGGGAGUAGCUUAUGGGAGUUACACAGCGAAGUCAAUAACCCAAUAUGUUUUCCUGGCCCAGCGCCACUUUGGUAUUAACAACUUGGAGAAUAAUUGGCUCAAAAUGCACUUUUGGUUUUACUAUGCCACCCUAUUACCAGGCUUUCAAAGGACUGUGGGUGUUGCGGAUUCUAAUUACAACUGGUUUUAUGGUCCUGAGAGCCAACUAGUUUUUCUGGAUAAAUUUAUCAUGAAGAAUGGAGCUGGCAACUGGCUGGCACAGCAGAUUAGAAAACACAGACCCAAGGACGGGCCAAUGGUACCAUCCACUGCACAGAGAUGGAGCACACUACACACUGAAUUCAUAUGGUAUGCUGCCGAAAUCACCCCUCAGCCGCCUCCUGACUACAGUACUGCUAAAAUGCAUGUGUUUCCCAACUGGGGAGUUGUUACUUACGGGGCUGGUUUGGCAAACAGUCAGACAAACACCUUUGUGUCCUUUAAGUCUGGAAAACUUGGCGGACGUGCUGUUUACGAUAUUGUUCAUUUUCAACCGUACGCCUGGAUUGAUGGGUGGAGAAGUUUCAAUCCAGGACAUGAACAUCCUGACCAGAACUCUUUCACUUUUGCUCCCAAUGGACAGGUGUUUGUAUCUGAGGCUCUUUAUGGGCCUAAACUCAGCCACCUGAACAAUGUCUUGGUCUUUGCUCCAUCUCCUACGAGCCAGUGCAACCAGCCCUGGGAGGGACAGCUUGGUGAGUGUGCCCAGUGGCUGAAGUGGAUUGGUGAUGAGGUUGGAGACUCCACUGGAGAAAUUAUAACAGCCUCCCAGGCUGGGGACAUGAUGUUUGUGAGUGGUGAGGCAGUAUCUGCUUACACAUCAGCAAUGAAACUGAAAAGUGUAUAUCGUGUUUUGUUGCUCUUGAAUUCUCAGACAUUGUUAGUAGUAGACCAUAUUGAGAAGGAGGAAGACUCUCCUGUUAAUUCUGUCAGUGCCUUUUUUCAUAAUCUCGACAUUGAUUUUAAAUACAUACCUUAUAAAUUUAAGAACAAAUACAAUGGAGCUAUGAUGGAUGUGUGGGAUGCCCACUACAAGAUGUUUUGGUUUGAUCAUCAUGGGAGUAGUCCUGUUGCUAGGAUACAAGAGGCAGAACAAGCUGCUGAAUUCAAAAAGCGAUGGACUCAGUUUGUAAAUGUUACCUUUCCAAUGAAAAACACGCUUACAAGGAUUGUUUACCUUUUCCAUGGCCCAUAUGUCAAUGUUUCUAACUGCAGACUCAUAGAUAAUGCAAAAUCUGGAUUUCAGAUUUCGCUCAGUGUCAACAACACUGAAAAUACCAUCUCUGUUGUGACUGAAUAUCAGGAUUUAAAGACAAGGUUUGAUUACUUGGGAUUUGGUGGUUUUGCCAAAGUAGUUCAUGAAAACAAAGUGACCAAGUUUGGUCUAGGUACUGAAUCUGUGGAAAAACGGAUAAAAAAUAAUAGGGUGGUUUUCCCAUUUGGUUUCAAAGUGAACAUAGUUGCAGGGCUAAUUUUGGGUGUGAGUUUGGUCAUACUGGCUUUUCAGUGGCAGUUUUACAUAUCCUUCAGUAAAAUGUUGCGUUGGAUCCUGAUACUGGUUGUCACACUGUGGCUUAUUGAAUUGGUGGAUGUGUGGAGCAUGUGUACUCAGCCCAUCUGUGCAAAAUGGAGCAGUGACAUGACAAGACUAGAACAUGACGAAGGCAAUAAAGCCAGACAAUUAGAAGGAAACCCUGUUCUUUUGCCAGAUGUUAUCAUUACUUCACUUCCUGCUUCUGGUGCAGAAAUAUUAAAACAGCUGUUUUUCAAUAGCAGUGACUUCUUAUAUGUCAGGAUACCUGCACCCUAUCUUGAAAUUCCUGAGACUGAAUUUGAAAUUGAUUCCUUUGUAGAUCCAUGUGAAUGGAAGGUUUCUGAUGUCCAGAAUGGUCAUUUUCGUCUUAUCCAAGGGUGGCUCCAGUCUCUAGUUCGAGGCACGAAGUUACAUUUACAAAAUAUUCAUUUAUAUGAAGCCAGCAGAAGUAAAAUUGCUCAACAUUCUGCUACAAGCAAGGACAAAAAGAAAAGAUCCAAAAAGAGAGAAUCUCUUUCAGAGCAAAGAAGCAGGGCAAGAGGGAGUAAAGAAAAAGAUGCAGAAUAUAUUAGGGAACUGAGAAGACAUCUCAUCUAUUAUCCAAAUGCACGACCUGUGCUUAGUUUAAGUAGUGGGAGCUGGACGUUAAAACUUCCUUUCUUUCAGGAAAUCCUAGGACCAUCAAUGAGAGCAUUAUAUGUAGUAAGGGACCCACGGGCGUGGAUAUAUUCAAUGUUGUACAAAAAUAAACCAAGCCUUUACUCCUUGAAAAAUAUUCCACAACACUUGACUGCAAUGUUUAAAGGGGAGGAUGGUAAAGGAAAAUGUAGUUUAAAUGAAGGCUAUGCCUUUGAGUAUGAAUCAUUAAGAAAAGAACUUUCAAAUUCUGAUUCAAACGCUGUUUCUGUGUUGUCCUAUUUGUGGCUAGCAAACACAGCAGCAGCACUGAGAAUAAAUGCAGACUUGCAGGCAACAAAUUAUCAUCUAGUCAAGUUUGAAGAUAUUGUGAACUUUCCUCAGAAGACGGCUGAAACAAUUUUUGCCUUUCUUGGUAUUCCUCUUCCUCCUGCUAGCUUAAACCAAAUAUUAUUUGCCACCUCCACUAGUCUUUUCUAUCUUCCUUAUGAAGGGGAAAUUUCACCAAGUAGCAUUCAUGCCUGGAAACAAAACAUGCCCAAUGAAGAGAUUAAACGUAUUGAAGAUAUCUGCUGCUCUCUAAUGGACCACUUAGGAUACCAAAAGUUUAUAGAGUAAAUGCUGCCGGUCAGCAGAAAUUUGCACUAAUGAUCUCUGACUACCAAUUGUGGAUAAAUAUUAGAUAAGUUUGUUUAUUCUUGUAUAAUGUGUACAGUCUGAUACUUUCAGAGAGAUUAUUUUAAGAAAAAGAUAGUUGUUCUUGCAAGUGGGUUUUGUUUUGAUUUGUUUUUUAAUCUUGUAACUAUUUUGCUGCCUUUCAAAAAAAGUUGUGUGAACCUUUGUAGGACUACCAGCUGGGGACUCUGUAGCUCAGGGAAUUAAUAGUAGAACAUGGAGCUUUCCACCUCCAGCUCACCAGUUUGACUCCAGCCCAAGUGGUUAGUUCCUGAAGUACUUAUCAUGUGAUGAUUGUAUGAUGACUUAUGUGAAAUUAACUGGUUAAAUUGGCCCAGUUCCCAGUGGUGAUAAACAGCCUCCUUGGACAGGUUACUCAUGCAUUCUGUCUGUGUCUCACUGGUUACUAUAGUGGUGCAAAAUAAACAUAAGCUGAGAUUUAAGGCUAUUCAGCAUCCCUUCAGUAAGAGGAAACAGUAAGAACAUUUGAGUGAAUCCAGUUCUUUAUCUGCAGUCUCAGCAGGCAGGCACAGGACUGGAAUGGGCACAGAUAUUGAAUAUCAUUCUAGGAUAUAGUUCCUUCAGCUGAGAGAUGUGGCACUUAAAUUGGGUUUUGUGCUUUGAUGAAAGAGAAGACUUCAUUCUCAUGCCUGACAAUGUGGUACCCUUUGUGAGCCUGAAGUAAACUAUCCAGAGAAAAAGAAAUGGGACAAAAUCUAAAAAAACAACAAGAUCAUACAAAUGAGCAGUUAAAUUUGGAGAAGAUUUUGUUUCAUUUUAACCUACUUUAGUCUAAUUUGAUUUUGAAGGUUGUUAACAUCUUAGCUUCUUGCACUGAUUUACCCUGUACCUCUUGUCUAAGAGAUUCUGAAAGGUUUUUCUCUUUUUGAGUAAGACUCUUUCAUCCUUCUUUGUUGUAACACAUUUCUCUACUGAUUCUUGUGCAUAAUUUCAUUGAGACUAAUUGAAAAUAUUUGAUGUCAUUGUCAAUGGCUUAUUGUUGAUGUCUGCAUAAAAUGGCAAUCUGCGAUUUAGAAGAUCUUAAAUAAAUCUCCAGGUCUGUGUUGCUGA